Molecule: messenger RNA, 936 nt
Organism: Knipowitschia caucasica
Lineage: Eukaryota; Metazoa; Chordata; Actinopteri; Gobiiformes; Gobiidae
Source: the annotation of a GenBank genome assembly
AUGGAGCGGCUCAUCCUCACCCAUCUCCGCUCCGUGGUCAGCCCCACCCUGGACCCGCUGCAGUUCGCCUACAGACCCAACAUCGGAGUAGAGGACGCCGUCAUCUACUUCCUGCAGCGGACGCUCUCCCACCUGGAGCCUGCAGGGGGCGCUGAGGAGGUGAGGGACAGGAGGCCCCUGGACUCUGUGGAGGAGGUGAGGGACAGGAGGCCCCUGGACUCUGUGGAGGAGGUGAGGGACAGGAGGCCCCUGGACUCUGUGGAGGAGGCGAGGGACAGGAGGCCCCUGGACUCUGUGGAGGAGGUGAGGGACAGGAGGCCCCUGAACUCUGUGGGGGAGGCGAGGGACAGGAGGCCCCUGGACUCUGUGGAGGAGGUGAGGGACAGGAGGCCCCUGGACUCUGUGGAGGAGGUGAGGAACAGGAGGCCCCUGGACUCUGUGGAGGAGGCGAGGGACAGGAGGCCCCUGGACUCUGUGGAGGAGGUGAGGGACAGGAGGCCCCUGGACUCUGUGGAGGAGGUGAGGGACAGGAGGCCCCUGGACUCUGUGGAGGAGGUGAGGGACAGGAGGCCCCUGGACUCUGUGGAGGAGGUGAGGGACAGGAGGCCCCUGGACUCUGUGGAGGAGGUGAGGGACAGGAGGCCCUUGGACUCUGUGGAGGAGGUGAGGGACAGGAGGCCCCUGGACUCUGUGGAGGAGGUGAGGGACAGGAGGCCCCUGGACUCUGUGGAGGAGGUGAGGGACAGGAGGCCCCUGGACUCUGUGGAGGAGGUGAGGGACAGGAGGCCCCUGGACUCUGUGGAGGAGGUGAGGGACAGGAGGCCCCUGGACUCUGUGGAGGAGGUGAGGGACAGGAGGCCCCUGGACUCUGUGGAGGAGGUGAGGGACAGGAGGCCCUUGGACUCUGUGGAGGAGGUGAGGGACAGGAGGUGCUAG